UUAGAGGGAGACUCACCCGGGUCAUUUUUGCUCUCAGCUCGAGCUUUCCAGCGUUGCCUUUGCCUUCACUCCAGCGGCCAUGUCUUGCCGAUCCUAUCGCAUUAGCUCCAGCGGCGGUGGCGUGAGGGGUUUCAGCUCUUCCUCAGCUGUCAUCCCAAGGAAUGUGAAGAGAUACAGAGUUAGCACCAUCUCCUGCCACGGCGGUGGUGUGGGCUACAGAGGGCUAGGACACUUUGGUAGCCGAAGCCUUGGUGGUAUAGCGGCCUGCAAACCCAGAAUAGCUGUCAGGAGCUGUCCUCCUCUUAGAUACGGAUAUGGGUACAGUCUGGGAUAUGGCUAUGGCGCUGCCGGCUUUGGGUACGGAGCUGGUGGUUUCUCUGGUCCUUGUCCACCAAUUGCACCAGUCACCGUCAACGAACAGCUGCUCCAUCCUCUCAAGCUGGAGUUUGACCCUAAUCUUCAGUCUGUGAAAUACCAGGAGAAGGAGGAGAUCAAGACCCUCAACAACAAGUUUGCAUCUUUCAUUGACAAGGUCCGAUUCCUGGAGCAGCAGAACAAGGUGCUGGAGACCAAAUGGAGGUUUCUGCAGGAGCAGAAGCGUUACAAGAGUAACAUCGAGCCCAUGUUCGAAGCUUAUAUCUAUAACCUGAGGCGGCAGCUGGAGGUUUUGGCAGGGGACCGAGCUAAGCUGGAGACAGAACUGAGCAACAUGCAGGAAACUCUGGAGGAUUUCAAGAAAAAAUACGAAGAGGAAACCGGUCAGCGAGCAUGUGCAGAGAAUGAAUUUGUGAUGCUUAAAAAGGACGUGGAUUGUGCCUACAUGAACAAGGCUGAAUUGGAAGCCAAGGUAGAGUCCCUCAUCGAAGAGAUCACCUUCCUGAAGAACUUGUAUGAGGAGGAAAUUGCUCAGCUCCAAGCUUCCAUUUCGGACACUUCCGUCAUUGUGCAAAUGGACAACAGCCGGGCCCUGGACAUGGAUGACAUCAUAGCAGAGGUUAAAGCACAAUACGAGGACAUCGCCAACAGGAGCCGAGCUGAUGCAGAGUCCUGGUACUACAGCAAGUACGAGGAGCUGAGAGAAACUGCUGGGAAACACAGCGACAAUUUGCGUAACACAAAGAACGAGAUAAUGGAGCUGAGCCGGGUGAUUCAAAGACUGAAUGGAGAACUUGAAAAUGCAAAGGCCCAGAGAGGCAAACUGGAAGCAGCCAUAGCAGAAGCUGAGGAACGUGGCGAGAUGGCCCUCAAAGAUGCCAAGUGCAAACUGACUGACCUGGAGGCUGCCCUGCAAAAGGCCAAGCAAGACAUGGCUUGCCAGCUGCGGGAGUACCAGGAGCUGAUGAACGUCAAGCUGGCGCUGGACAUCGAGAUCGCCACCUACCGCAAGCUGCUGGAAGGGGAAGAAUACAGGUUGGGUGGCGAAGGUGUGUGCCCUGUGAACAUCUCUGUCUGCAGAUCCCAGGGGGGGAUUGUGCACGAUACCAACCCCUGCUUUGGAGGCGGAUACACUUCUAGCAGUAGAGCUUUAUUCAGAAGCGGUGGGCUAGUUAGCAGCGGAGGCAUGUGUAGCACUAGUGCUGGAAAAAGCAUCGUUACAGGCGCUGGAGAUAUAUGUGCACCCUGUGUUCCCGCUGACGGAUACAGUGCUGGAAGUGGACGGAGCUCCAAUGUCAAAUUUGUAUCCUCCACCACUUCCUACAGAGCCAAAUACUGAUCAUAAGCACCUAAAGUCCUCACUGCCCUGCCUAAUGAGGGAAACACCAAUCAGUACUCGACCCCUAGGGGAUUUUCUGCAUUGCUAUUUGCCAGGAGCAUUUUUCCUCUCUGCUGUUCUCUUACCUGUGCUGUAGUUUCACAAAGCUGCUUUUCUCACACCUUCCUUUUCCUCCUGGGUUAGGUAGGCCUGGUUAACCCGGCACUGUAAUGCCAUUUGGACUUGGGAGCACAUCGUCAGUACAUCGUACGUACUGACCCAAUCGUUUGUGAACAGAGAUGGCAUAAAAAAAAAUCCUUAGUGAAGAAAGAAAAUCCCCCCCUUUACUAUUCAGAGCUUUUCCUCAAACAGGCAUGGAACAACUGCAAAUGUGAAAUCUCUGGCUUUUCAAUUUCUACCAUGCAUGGCAUCCCAACUGUGUGCACUGGCUCAACCCCUGCAUUGUUUGUGGAGAAGAGCGAGCCACCAAUGUACAGAUUUGAUCUAGUUCAUCAUUUCCUGCUGCUGUUCUAUUCAUUGCAUUUACCUUUAUUUGUAUUCUGUCUUUCCAAUAAACUGAUGGAGCAGGUCA
This is a messenger RNA of Alligator mississippiensis (American alligator), 2285 nucleotides long. Its product is annotated as keratin, type II cytoskeletal cochleal-like. Gene Ontology annotation, cellular component: keratin filament. The transcript has 9 exons. NCBI's taxonomy places the organism in Eukaryota, Metazoa, Chordata, Crocodylia, Alligatoridae. Bases 80 to 1714 code for a protein of 544 amino acids. The record is from RefSeq and is a predicted model, not a curated record. Gene Ontology annotation, biological process: keratinization; intermediate filament organization. Gene Ontology annotation, molecular function: structural constituent of skin epidermis.